UAUGUGCACGUUGAGCAAAUUGCAAUUGUGUUCGGUUGUUACCGCGUGCGCGUAAGCGAGCGAGCGAGCGUGUUCGACGGGCCGUUUAAAAUUGCUAGCAAGUUUGAUAUUUUGUGCGAGGAGAGUACGUAGCGGAGAAACUUGUGAACGCUCCGAUUCAUUUCUUGAUAUUGAAAUAAGGCUACUACGUUGUACAUAUCACUGUAUGCUAUUGAAUGUGAUUGCACACGAAUACCAUACGUUGCUCGUGGGCAAAAGUGUGUUAGCUAGGUCAACGUUUGGCGUUUCUGACGUAUAGUUGUCGCGCACUUUAACGUCGAAUUUUGACACGCGACUGGUGCGCUCGAAGACACUGAACCUGGAUCAUAGAGAUAUACCUUGACAUUUGGCGGUCGUACUGGGAGGUGAAACUGUGAUCGAAAUUGAUCGACGUGUGCGAACUGACAAAUAGCUUGUGCGUGAGAGACAGCGGAAUUUACUUGGGAAUUUACCGAGCAAUGUUUCUCGGGCUUGUACUAUAUCAUACAUAAUUUUUAUACUGCAUAUUACGCAUAUCUAUAUAACACACACAGGUAUUUUGAGAUAUUCUAUACUUUUAUAUAACGUGUGGUAUUAUUUACAAUAGUGUUUGUCGAGUGCUGAAAUGGGCAAACUCGCGCGGCUAUUUAGAGAUUAAAGAGAGAACUUUGCGAGGAAUCAACGUUGGUCCGUGAAGUCUCUAUUUUCGUUAUGACUUUGCUUAUUUUAGAGACAGUGAGAACACAGAUCUGCGAAUUCUCGAUUUUCACACCUUUACAGAGCGGAAUGUAAAGCGAAUACCAAGCGAAGGAAUUUUAAAUUCUAUUUUAGUUUUAUGAGGGGAUUAAAUGCGCUGUCACAUCGGGGAUAUUCUGCAAAAUACUACACAUAGAAAAAUAUAUACUGCAUUCAAGUAAAUGUUAUGCGUUUCAUGUAUUCUAUAAGUUUAUGUAUUUACAAAUCUAUCAUAAGUUUGUUAUAAGCAUCAAGUUUACCCAAAACCGGGUUCUUGUAAAUUAAGUAUUUCAAUCAAAAAUAUUAAACUGAAGCAAAAAUUCGGCUUGUUUGGCACAUAAAGUCGAACCAUUUUUUUUUUACAAAGUUUUAUAAUAUUUUUGCAAAGAGAAUAAAUUCAUUCUUUUGGAUAAAUGUUUUUUUUAUAAAUCUUUUAAAUAAAUCUUUUUUAUCUUUUUCUUUUAAAUAAAUUAUCUUUUUUAAUACAUGACAAAGUGUGCUUCUCAAAAAUUUGUAAUGAGUAUAUUUUAAGAAUAUUAUUAAGAAAAUAUCUUCUAUUGAAGAUAGCUUCAAAGAAGGAAAAUAAAAGAGAAUAAUCGGUUUUCUUAGCAGUAAAGUGAUAUUUUUCUGUGUGUAGAAAGGAACUAAGGGGCCAAUCUGUAUAAUUGUACAUAAAUGUGUAUAAAUGUGUAUAAUUCGCACAUUCUGCAAGAUCCGCAAAUUCUAUUUUCCUCUCUCUUCUUCUAUUUAUCGUAGAGAUGAGAGCCGGGAAUUAUAUCGAAAGCGUAGAAAUUGGCGGCCAAGAAAAUCCGAUGCCUUACUGACCGCGAAAGUUAAGUGCAAAGAAGAACAAUCUCUUGAGAUAAUGGCUUUGUUCCGAAACGAGUAAUAAUAUCGCGCAUCGUACGAAGGAGGUGGGGACGCGCAAUCUUCGUCUAAUUAGAGAGAUUGGAUCGAGGAAUCUCCGGAUAAUGCGGCAUUGCAGCUGCAAAAUCGCCACUGUGUGGCGCGACGCGAGGCGACGCGACGCGACGCGCGAUGCAUGUGACGUCGGUUGUGCAAUGUGUGUAUACGCGCCGUAAUACGGACACAUAAUUGUUCGCCCGCGGUUGUAUAAUGCGGCUUCCAGCCAUGUCGGCAGUCGUCGGCGGAGCGUCGCUCCGACAUGAACGCGUAGCAAAAACCGCGCGGUUUCAGCCAUCGCUCACGACGCGACGCUAUCGAUACUCGAACGACAUAAGACACAUCGAACGCGCGAUGAUCCCGCGAAAUUCAAUUGACCGUCGGACACGAACCUGUGCGAAAAAUGGUCCUCGAACAAUCAAGUUAUCGGAGCCUCAAAAGUACUAGUUGACUAUUGAAUGUAAUGCACGUGAAAUUAGGUCGUAAUAUCGAGUAAUAUUGUUGCGUGUCGAUUCAUUUGGUUUAGUGACGUGUGUCAGGUAUAGCUUUGGCUUUAAUUGUGGUAUGUGUAUCGUCACAAUUGAAAUAAUUUAUUUUCUGUGUGGACUUUCGGAAACUCGAAGUGAACUAUCAAAAUUCGGAAUUUCUUAAAUUCUUUGAUGUGACAAAAUUAAUUUAUUUUUAAUUUCUAGUCGAUUUCUUUGUCGGAUGUUUAGUGAUAUGUGCUAGGUUUCAUAGUUUUGACUUUAAUUGUGGUAUAUAUACUGUGUCAUAGUUCAAAUAAUCUAUUUAUCGAUCUUCAGAAACUCAAAGCAGUGAACUGUCAAAAUUUGAAAAAUUGUUUGACGUGGCAAAAUUAAUUUCGACUGCAUAGUCACACAAUUUAUCAGUUGCUUAAUAACGUAUUUCAUAUUUUAACAUCCAUUGUGGUAUGUGUACCGUCAAAGUUCAAAUGAAUUUUCAAAUGAUUAUUUUCUAUAUAAACCUUCGUAAACUUAAAACAAUGAACUAUCAAAAUCCGGAAAAUUGUCUGACAUGUACGAAAUUGAUUUUGAACGCGCAUAAAUGAAUGCUCACAUUGCGUACGUUUCGCUGGCGACUGUUCGAAUCGUCGACCGGCACUUCCGUCGACGAGUACAAUCGCGAAUUCAGUACGUUAGCGUGAAUUCGCGUCCCCGUCGUCGCUACGAGGUGGCGACUACUUUUUGUGCUCGUUACGCGAAACUGGCCGAUCGUCAUCGGAAGGCUCGUCUCGCGGUCGCGGCGCGCGCUAUUCAGUGCGCGACGUGACGUCGAGACGCGCGUGAUGCGCUUCGUGCAACGAGAGCGUGAAGUAAUGAGGAAUAAAGGAAGACAGGUGGGCAGACGGAAGAAAGGAAAGGAAAGAAAAGUAAAAGAAAAAAAUAUCAUACGACGAUCCGAGUGAUUUCGAGCAAAACGAACGCGUUGCAACGCCCGGCGUUCCUGCACCACGAAUCGUAAUUACGUAAUAUCGGCCGUCGAGGAAGGUGCGACCGUUCGCGUUGUUCGUUUGUUCGUCUGUUUGUUUGCUCGUCAUCCGUUGGUUCAUCCGUCCCGAUUCUACCGCGCCGUUGUCCGCGUCGUCGUGCUGUCCAUCCGCUGUCCCGUACUCGUCAUCGUCAUGGUCGUUAUGCUCGUCGUGCUCGAGUGACACGUUCGCGCGUGCUUACAAUCUUCGAGCGGACGACACCGUUCGAAUUCCAUCGCUCGCGACGCCGUUGCGCGCUUCCACGUGAGUCGCGUAGACCGUGUAUACGCUCGUCGACGACUCGGCGAGAGCCAAGGUGAAGCCAAGGGAAGCAGAGGAGAGGAUAAGCGAGACGAGAGAGAGGUACCACGCGACGCGCCCGCUAAAUUUAUUGCUCGACGUAGCUUUCUUUAUCUUUCGUCGCGCCGCGAGUGUCAUUGGAUUCGCGAGAGAGGAAGGAGGAGGGGGGAGGGGGAGAGAGAGAGAGAAAGAACGACGCGGCGCCGUGAAACGUCAUUGUCGCGUUGUCAUUACCGUAACACGAACUAUCCGAUGCUUUUUCGCGAUUACCGCGUCAUGUGCCUCGAGGUGAGCCGUGCGGUGCGAAGUCUCGCGAAUAGCUCGACGAUCAGCGUCGAUAAUGUGAGUGCAGAAUAGAAGUGUUCACGGAUUUCGUUGGAGGAUUUUCGAAGACUGCGGUGGCCUUCGCUGUGAGCUAAAUUCGCAGGAAUUGUUCGAGUACAGGACGUAGGGGAUCGCGCAAUGUACUUGUAUCCAGAUAAAAUUUGUGGUACAUAAGAGUCAGAAGUUUCCAAGUGUUGUCAGCGUCUCUGCGAUAAGCGAAACUCGUGGGAUACAAAACAAUUUGUUAAACCGUACGAUAAGCGAAAUUUGUGGGACAUAGGACACAGUUUUAUCAUGCGGAUGCCCUCGCGAUAACGCGGUGUUGCGCAGUUUGUAACUGAAAAGACGUAAGAUAAAAAUAAAUAAUAGUUGUGCGUAAUAGAAAUUCGUGCGACAUGGAACUUUGUGCACGAUAAGGAAAAGCGUUUGCGCGACGUCAUCGACACUUCGCGUGUGCGCGCAUCGCUCGUAAAGUCACGUCGUAAAGUAAAAUGCCGUGAAAGAGCGACUUGAAAUGGUUAUUGGACUGUUACGCGUCGUAUGAAAGGAAACUCCGGUGCACACGAAGUGUAGAAACUUCGCAAGAAUCUCGGAUUCUUCGAUAAUGAGACGCGGUCUCGCGACGACGUCUACUUGAAGACUGAGCCGGCGAUCAAUUAGGACCAUCAAUGUUCCUCCUCUACGAACGACCAAGAUCGACCAAAGACGCUAAAAAGAAAUUCAAAAACAUUCUGAUUCGAUGUCGAGGAGAAACCCUUUUUCGCUCAGAUGGACAGGAAAAUGAACCCCGCGACGACAAGCGACGCUCUUCCCGCUCGCGAUAACAGCUGCGCGCGUUUUCGAGACACGUUUUGCUUCACCGUUGCUCGCCACGACUCGAUCGCGGCUUAGUGGCGUUUCUCGCAACGGUAUCUCGAUAGGAACGAGGAGGGAGAGAACGAAACGAAAUCAAGGGAAGAGAUCCGAGGUAUCGAUUCCAUGCGGAGAAGUCCCGCUCUCUAUCUAUAUAUAGCGUCGCGGAACGGAGAUGAACGAGGUGAGGCACGUUCUGACGGCUCUGAGGUCUCCCACGAAGAGCUCAACUUUGAACAACAGCGUGGGCGUCGCGACGACAACGUGGUACGACGUCCCGGCGCCGAUCAUCGUGCACUGCCGCGAGUUCCACGAGGACGCGGAACGUAGCGGGGAAUUUGGCGCGAAAGAGCGCGAGAAAGGGAACGAGGAGCUCGAAGUUGUUUCAUCCUUUCCAGAGAAGAAUACGAACGUGACAUUCAUCGACGAAAACAUGGAAGCCCGCUGCCGCGAGAAUGACGGGAAAGUCAAGCCCUUAGCGAAGGCCAUGAGUGUCGGAGGAGUUUGGUCCUCCAACAAUGGCGAAGCCUUGUAUCAGAACAACGUGGAGGCGGCGUUAAACAGCUUGAGCAAAGUCUGCACGGAGUCCUCGCAACUCGGGACGAAUCUGGAGAGUUGUCGCGCGAAUGACAACCGGAACAACCGGAAGAGACACAGUUCCACGGUGGAGCUGAACGCCACCACGACGGUGACGACCGACAGCGACGGGGUGCCGACGAUAAGCUUCAGUUUUUUGCACACGAACGAACAAUUUCACCAGGACGCCGUCGAUGACGAGGAGGUCGUCAUUUUGGAGGUCGAUACGAGCGACCAGACCGACUGCACGGCUCAUCAACUGUACGACCUUCCCAAGAACGCAGUCUCGGGCAAUAAUCGAGUCUCUUUAGAGCAGCAAAAAGACGAUAAAAAAGCGGAAGAUGAUUCCCCCUCGUCGUCGAUAGUACGUCAGGAUCUUUACGACGUGCCGAAGUCAGCGAAGCAAGACGUGUCGCGAGAGGAGGCAACGUCAGACUGUGACCCGCAUGAAAAGGGCCAUAAGGAAGUUCGGAGAACGUUCGAUCUGUCUAAGAGAAACCAAGACGACCAAACGAAACGGUCGACCAGGUCGCUCAAGUCGGGCAGAAGGAGUUACGGCGCGUCCGACAGUGACGGCUACGACGCCGGCAUAGCGUCGAUGUCUGGCUCAUACUCUGAUCCGGAGUGCCAGAACGAGGCGGCGUUGUCGGUGAGCGGCGGCUCGGAGCGCAGCAAGCGGCUCAAGCUGCAGAAGAGACGACUCGGCAAGGCCUGGGGCAGGAUGCGCAACUGGUUGCGAGAGGAAAGGACCAAACUCGGCGAGGUGGUGAACAGGCACGCCAGGUUGCAAGCGGUCGGCGCGCUUAAUGCCGAGACGCGGAGCGAGGCCGCUUCCGGGGUGUCCACCAAGAGCAAGCAACGCGGCUUCUACGACCUGACACGGGCCCGCACGCAAGAGUCUGGCUCGAUCACCAGGGUGGAGGAGUUCGGUCUGUCGUCGGUCUCAGAAGAGGCGAACGCCUCCGAUAUAGAGAGACCGGCGUCGGCGUCGCCUGACUCUGGCAAAGUGUCAACGAAUGGUGCCGAUGUGUCGCAGCAUCGAUCACGACAGUUGCGCAGCAAUCUGAGGCAGAAAACAGCUAGCUCGGACGACAUCUUGGACAACAGGACGAGGCUGCAUUCGCAGCCAGUAUCCUUCAGCAUGGAUAAGCUCUGCUCGGACGCUGAGAACGACGGGGCGACGACGACGAUGACGGCGACCGAUGCUGAAGCGUCGAGGGACCACGGUGGGAAAGGUGGCCUGAUUAAGAGGAGAAUGCUGGGGUCAAUCAGGGGGUUAAUGGCCUCGACUCAUCUGCUGCAGACCUACGAGAUCGAGGAGGGAGGACAAGGCGGUUUCGAGGACGUGCGAAGAUACGUCAAACAGGGAGGCGACUUUUGCAAGGAACUGGCGUCAAUUAUUCAUGAAAGGGCCGAGUUGGAAGCUACUUACGCCAAAGGACUCAGUAAACUCAGUAGUAAGCUAACGAAGGCAUGCACCAAGGAUCAAGGUGGUAAUAGUAGCGGAGGUGUGAACGAGGCAUGGAGGUGUGUCGGUGAAGAGAUGGAGGCUGCCGCGGAAGCCCACAGGGUGUGGGGCAUCGCGCUCAGCGAGCAACUCGCCAAACCGCUCCGAGUGGGCGUAGCUGAAGCUCAGGGCCGGUCAAGGAAGUCCAUUGAGAACUCGGUGGACAAAGCGUCCAAGGCGCUUCAGGAGUGGCGCGGGAUCGCGUCCAAGAGCAAGAAGCACAGUUUCGCUUGCGCCCGUGAGAACGAGAGGCUGCAGGACUUGGCGCGGCUGCAGACCAUCAGUCAAAGUCAGCAGAAUAACAAUACCAAGUCGUCGAGUCAUCACAUGACAGAGAAGGAAGCAAGCAAGCUGGAAACUAGACGGAGGAAGGCCGAGGACUCGUCGCGAAGGGCCGACACGGAGUUUUACACGGUGAGCGUGAGAGCAGAGAGGGCCAGACUGGAGUACGAGAGCACCGUCAGAAAGGGUGCGAAGCAAAUGGAGUUGCUGGAAGAGGAGCGGCUGAGUGCUUUGAAGGAUUUGGCCAAUGUAUAUCUGGCACAUCUGCAAGCGCUUGCGCCGCGACUGCAACAGAGUGCCGAUCGUCUGCAGACACCUGUGCGCAGCUGUAAUGUGCCGCAAGAUAUCGAAAUCCUAAAAAAUCUCAUACGCCGAAUAGAUAGUAACGACGCGACGAACGCGGAACAGUUACUGCCCGAUUUUUACGCCGAGCACGUCACGCUAGCGAUGAAUCGUGAACGACGAAAGCAGUCUUUGGUGAGGGUGUUGCAUUUAAUAAGGCAGGAUUUAGACAGGGAGAAGCGGGGUCGUGAAGGAUUAGAGACGUUACAUCGGGCUUUCAUCAAAACACCAGCAUUCGCUGCAGAUGAAAGCACGCAAAAUGUGACGGAUAAAUUACAUCAUAUGCGCUCGAUGUUGCUGUACUUGGAGGCGGCCAGAUACAAGGUCAGCGGUACGCUUGCGGAAGUUGAGGGUAGUAAACGAGCUAAGCAUCCCUUAUCGGAUCAUAUUUUGGUCUCGAGAGACAAGCAGGGCUUGCAGCAAAGUGUUCUUAAGAUUCCUUCUUGGGCAAAGAACGAAUCCUUUGAGAUUCAGGACGGCGAUGACGAACUGGAGAUGCAGUUAACGAAGGAUCAAGAUGCCGAUACACGCGACUGGGCCGAUCGUACGGCUGGUGACGGCAAUUCCGAGAAUCCUCCGGACGAGGACGACUUCAGCGACUUCGACGAGUUUAGCAGCCAUUCAGAAGACAACAAUAAUCAAGACGUCGAUGGUGCAGAGGUGACGGUAAAGACCGAGCGUGCGGAGCAAUGUCGUGCGAUUUAUCAAUAUUCUGCGAAUCUGAACGACGAGUUGAGUCUCAAUCCAGGCGAUUUGAUAACCGUCCAUCAAAAGCAGGCGGACGGCUGGUGGAUAGGUGAGUGCAGAGGCCGCACCGGCAUAUUUCCUGCCACUUACGUCCAAGUCAUUCAUUGAUACGUUUAAACGAGAUACCGUAUCGUCGAAUACAUUCAGCGUAAUGCUCGUUAAUGCUCGUGGAUCCCGCAUGUGUGAUGGCGCAGGUCUUCUCGUGCAGUAGCUUCUGUUUGGCUUCGCUAAAAAUUAGAUAAGAGUAUUAUAAUGUGCCAAUAACGUUUCAUGCGACCGACGGUAACGGUUAUUCUACACGCGCAAGUCGGGUAUUGUAGAAGAACGACUGGAGAAUUAGUACCAAAUAGUAGUUAUAUACUAUCACAUGCGAGAUGGUCACUGAAAUGUUCCGUGCAAGCGGAAUUAUUUUACAAGGAACAUCCGCGAAGUGUGUAUCUCCGAUUUCGAUAAAACUUGGCAUAUUUAUAAAAUAGCCAGAAAUAAACGAUCCAUUUUUUAUCGGCAAUGGCUCAAGUUUAAGGAGUGAAACUAUCCUUUAAAGUUUCACCCCCAUCCACUUUUGCUAUCUCUGUAAACGUUAGAGAUAGAAAAAAGACUUUUUAAACACAAAUUGUACGGUUUUUUAUAAAAAAUAAAAUGGGCUUUUACAUUAAGAAAAAAUAGCUUUAAUCGUCAACAAAACAGUUAUUGCCAAUAAAAAAUAUGGGUCUCUUAUUUUUGGCUGUUCUAUAAAUAUGCCAAGUUUCAUCGAAAUUGGAGACACACACUUCGCGGAUGUUUCUUAAUCGUGUCCUUGUUAUUAGCGCAUAUUUUAUAUUUACAUUAUUUGUUUUGCUACAAUUAGUUUAUUUAUAACGCUCCGAGAAUGUGAAAGAAAGAGAAAGCUCGAUUCUGAGCUUUAUACAAUAUCGGGUAUAUUUUUUAUGAAAUUUAUAUCUAUACAUUCUUGUUAAAGAUAUACAGUAUAUUUGAAAAACGCAGAAAAGUUGCACCGAGAUUUUGCGUUGCUAUAAACGACGUAUUUUUUCAUAUAUACGUGUAAUAAAUAAAAAAGAACCAAGUACUAAAGUAUCUUAAGGGUUUGCAGGAGUCAUAGUGAAGAUCUCUCGCGGAGAGCUGCGAAAUAGGCAAAGGAAUUUCCCAAAUUUUGAUUAAAAUACGGAGAAAAUCAUCUUAUAUUUAUGAUAUUUGUAGUCAGAAGAAACGUCUGCAGAAUGCUAUAGAUUUCUUUUCUUUUUUAAAGGUCAAAAAAGAACCGAAUAAAUUAUUGAAUGAACAUUAAAAAUUUGUGGUGCAGCAUGAGCCUAUAUAUUAAUUUAUUACAAAUUUUCAAGGGUUUAAAUGUAAAAUCGGACUUUGUAGCUCUUUUCGCACUAAUGCAAGGAAGAAAUAAAAAAUUAUUUGUUGAGUAAAUGUAAUAUCUAUAAGGUAAAAUAUGUCAAGUUACAAAUACUAUGGAAAGUGUAGCUUAGCUGCAUUAACUUGCAGCUGUUGCGUUCCGCGCAAACGAUGCAUUAGUAUCUGUAUCUAUAUGGACAUACAAUUACACAUGGAACGGAAGUUUUCGCCGCACGAGGCCUCUCAAAUCAAAUCAGGAUCUGCUCUUGUGUGGCUCCUGCAGAUCCUUAAUAGAGAAAUUAAAAGUUUUAUAAAUCCGUCUUGAUAUUUUAUACAUAAUUUAUAAAUGUGACACGAUCAUAAUUAUUUAGUCUAACGACGGCCUGGGGUUAUGCUUACAGAAUAAUUGCGAUAUUAUUUUAUCGAAACUAUUUCGCUAGCACGGGGUUAUAUCGACUCUUUAUAGCUAGUAUACUUUUAUUUUCCAUACAUAGUAACUAUGACAUCUUCCUAUAGUUCUACAGUUUUCUUUUUCAAAAUUACUGAUACGUUUUUAAAUUAUUUUGAAUAUUUUUCGAGCACGCUGUAUACAUAUAUCGUAUCUCAUGUUUAAGACUACGUUUCUUGUGGUUUUCUUUUUUUAACUUAUUGAAAAAUAGAAUCACUUAUAUAUAUAUAGUAAAGAAAGUAAUUGAUACAUAAGAAAGUAAUUGAUUUUUGGAAUAGCGAAUAUCGCGACUGUUUGCAAGCGCACAGAGAUAAUAGAAAUGCGCGUUUAAACAAACACGAAGACAUUGUAAAUAUUAUUUGUACUAUGUGAGAAUUUUCAACUGUAUAUAUAUCAAUACAUCGAUUAUUUAAGUAUACUGUACACGAUGAAAAAUUGAAGUGCAUUUAUUUACAAAUAUAAUAACUUGUCUAAUUAAUGGUGUGACUACAAAUCUUUUUAA
Molecule: messenger RNA, 10366 nt
Organism: Odontomachus brunneus
Lineage: Eukaryota; Metazoa; Arthropoda; Insecta; Hymenoptera; Formicidae
Gene: Nost
Exons: 10
Coding region: 4797-8183 (1128 amino acids)
Cellular component (GO): cytoplasm; plasma membrane
Molecular function (GO): protein binding
Source: RefSeq, a predicted model, not a curated record